AUGCACAGAUGCCGCCUGAGUUGGCACUUCUUGCUGAUCUGUAUAUGGAAGCUUGUCACGUCGGUGUCGCUUGCUUGCAUGACGCUGCACCGGUGCCUCAUUGUGCGUGAAGAGCAGCGGCGAAAAGGCUCCAAAGACAUUGAAUUCUCUACUCGUCACCAGUACCAUCCAGCAAUGAACCACGAGCCGUACGACAACGGAAUACACGCGCAACUGAAGAGUCGAUCGGGCUUCUUCUCACAACACAGCGGCCCUAGCAAGGGAGCCAAAAACAUCCCAGCACCACUCUGGUGGCUGGUGCUCUACCUUUCUGGCACCAUAGUCGGUAUGGUCGGACUCUGCUCCCUACUCUACACCACAUUUCGCACAGACCUGACCAUCCGCCAUCUCACAUAUGGCUUUGGCGCCGCGAUGGGCCUUAUCCCCUUGCUCGUCGCAAUAUACUGGUACAUGCACCACCUGGACCUCCCUCAAGGAGGAUCGAAGGUGUAUUGGUCAGCAGUUCGGUACACGUUCUUCGGCAGUAUACUUGCAUUCACGGCGGUGUUUGGAUUCUUUUCUUCACUUUAUAGCGAUUUGGUACUUGGGAGGAUUGCGGACAAUUUGUUUGGGCUGCCGUCGCAGGAUUUUGCGCCACUUUAUUGGGCGUGGUUUGUGGCGAAGAGGUUGCCAAUGUUGUCUUUCUAA
Molecule: messenger RNA, 687 nt
Organism: Parastagonospora nodorum SN15
Lineage: Eukaryota; Fungi; Ascomycota; Dothideomycetes; Pleosporales; Phaeosphaeriaceae
Exons: 1
Coding region: 1-687 (228 amino acids)
Source: RefSeq, a predicted model, not a curated record